Molecule: messenger RNA, 1531 nt
Organism: Episyrphus balteatus (marmalade hoverfly)
Lineage: Eukaryota; Metazoa; Arthropoda; Insecta; Diptera; Syrphidae
Gene: Cdk9
Product: cyclin-dependent kinase 9
Exons: 4
Coding region: 224-1402 (392 amino acids)
Biological process (GO): protein phosphorylation
Cellular component (GO): nucleus
Molecular function (GO): ATP binding; cyclin-dependent protein serine/threonine kinase activity
Source: RefSeq, a predicted model, not a curated record
AAUAAAUUAAAUAUCAAAAAACCACAUUCCUGGCAUCACUUAAUACUAAAUCGUCUAACUCAAAUUUGACAGUCAAAAGUCAUUUCUGUGGCUUUCUCGUUUUUCCCAAAAAUCUUUUAUUUUUACAAAAAUAUAAAUAAAGUGAAUUUUAUAUUAUAUUCUUCAAAUUAAAAUAAUAAUAAAUCGAUCUAUAAAAGGUAAAGGCAAAUAAACUCUACUAAAAAUGUCUUCACGUGGCCGAGAAGAUCAUCCACAAUCCUCCAAAUUAACACUGGCCGAAAAACAAAAAUACAUCGAAGAUUAUGAUUUUCUUUAUUGCGAUGAAUCUGGAAAAUAUGAAAAAGUUGCAAAAAUUGGUCAAGGAACUUUUGGUGAAGUAUUCAAAGCAAGAGAAAAGAAGAGUAACAAAAAGUUCGUGGCUAUGAAAAAAGUCCUAAUGGACAAUGAAAAAGAAGGUUUUCCAAUUACUGCUUUACGUGAAAUUCGUAUAUUGCAACUUUUGAAACACGAAAACGUCGUCAAUCUGAUAGAAAUCUGCAGAACAAAGGCGACUUUACACAACCAAUACAGAUCUACGUUCUAUUUGGUCUUUGAUUUCUGUGAACAUGAUUUGGCUGGUCUCUUGUCAAAUAUUAACGUGAAAUUCAGUCUGGGAGAGAUUAAGAAAGUCAUGCAACAGCUUUUAAAUGGAUUGUACUAUAUUCACAGCAAUAAGAUAUUACACCGUGAUAUGAAAGCUGCGAAUGUCCUAAUAACCAAGCAUGGUAUCCUUAAACUGGCCGAUUUUGGUUUGGCGCGUGCAUUUAGCAUUCCAAAGAAUGAACAGAAGAAUCGUUACACAAACCGAGUCGUGACACUUUGGUAUCGUCCACCAGAACUGCUUUUAGGUGAUCGAAACUACGGUCCACCCGUCGAUAUGUGGGGAGCUGGUUGCAUCAUGGCUGAGAUGUGGACACGUUCGCCAAUAAUGCAAGGAAACACUGAACAACAACAACUCAUUUAUAUCUCACAGCUAUGUGGCUCAUUUACACCAGAUGUUUGGCCUGGAGUCGAAGAACUGGAACUCUACAAGACUGUUGAAUUGCCAAGAGGUCAUAAGAGAAAAGUCAAAGAUAGACUUAGACCGUAUGUUAAGGAUUUGCAUGGCUGUGAUUUGUUGGAUAAACUAUUAACAUUGGAUCCAAAGAAAAGAAUUGAUGCAGAUACCGCUUUGAAUCAUGAUUUCUUUUGGACUGACCCCAUGCCAAGUGAUUUGAGUAAAAUGUUGUCACAACAUUUACAAAGUAUGUUCGAGUAUUUGGCUACACCAAGGAGAUCAGGACAAGCACGACAAUAUCAACAGCAAAUGGUUACGAUGAUGCCUAAGCCACAGGAUAAUAGUCUGAUCGAUAGGGUUUGGUAGGAGUUUGAUUUUAGUUUUCCAUGCGACCGACCCGAAUACUUCGGGUACUUUUUUUUAUACUUUGUUCGUCUAUAAGGUGAAAUUUUUUUCUUUUAGUUAAGACUCGUGAAAUAAAAAACAAAAAUAAAA